AUGGAUUCAGAACAAGAUGGUGAUGAAUUGGGUAUGGAGAACUCAACUGCAAUAUCAAAUAUUUCUAUUGCUCUGCCCAUAAGUCCUCCCAAGCCAAGAAAACGUGCUAGGCAGAAGAAGACUGAUAUUGCUUCUCAAACAACGAAAAAAAGAGGUCGACCCAGGAAGACAGAUAUUGUUCCCAAUGUUCCUGCCCCGAAAACCAAACUUGGUCGUCCGAGGAAGACGGCGGCGAGAUGUUUAGGAGAAGAUGAUAUGGUUGAUAGUGAGGGAGAGAAACUUAGGAAGCAGCAGAGUGGUGCUGAUUUGGUAGGAUUGGAACUUGGAUUCAAGCCACAGACUAAAGAUGCAAAUCAGGAUGUUCUUGAGCAUUGUGAUAGUGGAGAUGAAAAGAGAAGAAAAUGUUCAACUGCUAAAAGUGACAUGGGUUCUGCUGAAAGUAUUGGGAAUGUCACAGAAGCUCCUAUGGACUUGUUUGUGCAUCUAAUAAGUCCUGAAGAGGAGCUAAAAGGUGAUGGCUCGUCUUUGAACAGAACAGAAUUUGAUGAUCAGCCUACUAUCUUGUUCUCAGAGGAGGAGACAGGUGCAAGAAAUCUAAGUUCAGGGGAGAAGAUUAAUCACGCAGUUACUGACGCAAUUACUGUUUCGCAUGAAAAUUUUGGCCCGAAAAUUGAUCAUGGCACGAUAAAGAAAUUAACUACAGAUUGUGGCAAGAGCGAAAAUGAGGUCGUGGUGAAUGAAGGAGCUUGCCGAAGUGACUUCUUUGAUUCACACGACAACAGAGAGAAGUUGUUGCCUGAUACACAGGUUGUUUUAAAUGCGAUGAAGCAUGCUACUGACACUGACAUUCCUUUACAGGGGACAGAUUAUCAGCAGAGGAAUGAAAAUUGCUUGAAAAGGGGUGAAGAGAGAAAUAAAGAGGUGAUGCAUUUGGAGAGCAGUUAUGGAAGUCCUAAUGUAGAAGAUAGGAAAAAAGAAGUGAUGAAUUUAGAGGAUAUGUCCUGGAGAUUGGUGCAUUGCAACAACGAAGAUGAAGAAAAUGAAGGAGGAUUUAAACCUAAAUUUGGUAGUUCGCAUGAGGUGCAGUUUGAGAAGGAAGAUAAUUUGAUUGAGGAUACGGCUGCAAUGUUAGAAUGUAAAGCGAGAGUUGGUGCGACACUUGAUAUGUGUUGCCAAGAAAAAAAUAAUGAGCUGGAAGGUAAGGCAAAUGAAGCUGUAUCUGAGGCCAAAGUUGGUGUCUCAUUUGACGUGCAACGUGGGAAAGAAGUUGAAAUACACGUAAAGAAAGUUGAUUAUGGGAUGGAAAAUAAGGCAAAUGAAGCUGCAUGUCAAAUCAAUAUGGGAGGUUCACUGGAGGUGCACUACGAGGAAGAUGAUUUUGCGAUGGAAAAUAAGAUGAUCUGCACCAAGAGAACAAAGACUGUGAUGGAAAACAACGCAACUGAAGCUGCUUUUGAAGUUAUUGGCGAUUCACUAGACCUUCAUUGCGAGAAAGAAGACCAUGUGUUGGAAGAUAUGGCAACUGAAGCAGCACCUGAACCCAAAAUUGGCAGUAUAUUUAACUUACAAAGUGAGGAAAACACUGAUGUGAAGCAUGAUAAGGGGAAUGAAGCUGCACGUGAAUCUAAUAUUGGUGAUUCCCUUGAGGUACAAAACAACAAAGACCAUUAUGUGAUGGAAAAUAAGGCUACUGAAGAUGCAUGUCAAUUCCAUAUGGGUGGUUCACCAGAGGUUCAAUGUGAGAAACAAGAUGAUGUGAUGCAUGAUAAGGCAAAUGAAACUUUAUGUCAAACCAAUUUUGGUGCUUUGCUUGAGGUGCAAUACGAGGAAGAUGAUCAGGUGAUGGAAAAAAAGGCAAAUGAAGCUGCAUACAACAGUGACAAAUGUAAUUCACUUGAUUUUCACAGGGGGAAAGAAGACUACAUGAUGGAACUUAAGGCAGCCGAAGCUGCUUCUGAACCCAAUAUUGGAGAGUCAAAGGACCUGCACCAUGACAAAGAAGACUGUGUGAUUGAAAACAAGGCAAUUGAAGCAGCAUCUGAAUCCAAUAUUGGUGAUUCACUAGACCUUCACUGUGAGAAAGAAGACCUGGUGUUGGAAGAUAAAGAAACUGAAGCAGCAUCUGAAGCCAAAAUUGGUUGUCUAUUUGACUUACAAAGUGGGCAAAGUAUUGGUGUGAUGCAUGAUAUGGGGAAUGAAGCUGCAAGUGAAGCUUAUAUUGGUGAUCCCCUUGAGGUACAAUACAAGAAAGAUGAUUAUGUGAUGGAAAAUAAGGCAAAUGAAGCUGUUUGUCAAACCAAUAUGGGUUCACUAGAGGUCCAAUGUGUGAAACAAGAUGAUGUGAUGCAUGAUGAAGCUAAUGAAACUGCAUGUGAUGCCAAUUUUGGUGCUUCACUUGAGCAGGAAAGAAGAGCAUUGCGGAAUGUACAGGAUCAGCAUGAACUUGAACUUCAGUUUAAGGGUGGCAGUGACAAGAGUGGAGAAAGUUUAACUGAUUUUGGUUGUAAUGGGAUGGAUACCCAAGAAGUUGCUUUAAGCAUCGUGGCUGACAAUGACGGAAAGGAAGUAGUAUCCAAUGCUUCUCUGGACUUGCUAAUGACUCAGGAAGCUCCUACGGACAGCCUGCAUAUAGAAGGUUCAGCUGAUGUGGGUUUCAAUGGGGUGGGUGUCCUGGAUAGGCAAGAAAUGAUCAUUCUGCCUGGUCACUUGGGACCGUGUCAUGAAAGGAAUGGCAAGAAGCCUAUUUUGGACGGUUCAGGGGUGGAGGAUGAGCACGCAGUUGAUGAGGUAGUUAAUAUUUCAGAUAAGCUUUCUGCCAUGGAAAUGGAUCGUGGUGGUAGGGAAUUAAGGUCGAUGCAAUGUGAUGCAGAAGAUAAAUUGCAAACUUUGGUGAACGAAUCAGUAUCUGAAGCAAACCCCGGUGAUUUGCUUGACAGCAAAGAAAAAGUGUUGCACAAGCCGAAAAAUGAUAGUGUUCAUGUUCCUGAAACUAAACGUCAUGGAAAGGGCCUUCCGAACCAGAAUAUCAUUGGAACUGGAGUUUCUGCGGGGCAUUUUGCAUCCCGUACAGACAUGAAUGUGAAAUUGGCUAGUGUCAACUGUAAUGAUCCAAUGAAAAGAAAAGUUUUCUGCCCAGAAGAUUGUCACUUUGGGCAUGGGGCUGAAACCAAAAGGACACUUGACAAAGGUGAUGGAUAUGCUAAUGAGUCCAUGGACCUUGAUUUCUGCAUUGAACAGGUUAAGCUUUGGAUGACAAGACUGAAAAAUGCUGUUCAGGUUAAAGACCGAGCCAAUCAGGAAAUCAACCCAAUGCUAUUGAGAAAAGUUGAAGAGCAGAGCCUAAGAAUUGAACAGUUUAGGGCACAGAGGCAAGCUGAGCAACUACAAAAACAAAAGGAUGACAGUAAGUAUAAGAGGGAGCUGUGGCUCAUGCAGAAUGUUUUGCGAGAUUACAGAAAAUCACUGAAAGAAGGCCAGGAAUCGUUCAACAGGUAUAGAGAGAGCUGUCAAUUGCCCGAAGGGUAUAUGCCACAUCCAAGUGGUGGUGGGAGAGUUAUGACGGUGGCUGAAUGGAACAAGAUUGUGCAAAAAUAUCAAGAGGAUGCUAUCAGAGCUAUGAUGAAAAACUUUGAGGACGAGUGCUUUGGGAAGUUGAAAGAACGUCUUGGUCUGUGA
This is a messenger RNA of Oldenlandia corymbosa var. corymbosa, 3675 nucleotides long. NCBI's taxonomy places the organism in Eukaryota, Viridiplantae, Streptophyta, Magnoliopsida, Gentianales, Rubiaceae. The record is from the annotation of a GenBank genome assembly.